AUGUCGACGUUCGCUCGGGUUCCCGCCAGCACACCGCCCCUCGCGCGGGUCUUGCGUCACUCGAGGGUCCGCGCGCCCGUCGGAUCCUCGCGAGGAGCGCUCGUCGUCAGAGCGGGCCCCUUUCGCAACCCCUUCGAUCGCGACGACAAAUCCAAACCCGAUAAGGCCGAGGCUGGCGUGACCGGUUUCCAGGCGCUGGCGGACCGCGUGAGAAAGGGCAGGGAUAAGGCGGCGAAAGAUGGGUUUCAGUCCGUGCUCGCGGACGUUCGCGACGGCAUCAGCGACCGGAACUACGGCAACGGCGGGUCUUGGCCGGAAGCUGCAGAGGCUAGACGGACGAAGCGUUGUCCCCUGUGCGGAGCCUCCACCGCGGAGGCCCUUCGAGCGGCUGAGGAGAAGGGAAUCGUCGCGAACCCGAGCGCCGAUCCGGUGGAGAAGGCGCUGCUCGGUCAACACCCGCUCGGAUGGUGCGCGUCGUGCGCGGAGUCGAACAGGCUGCUGGACACGACCUCCGGGUUCUAG
This is a messenger RNA of Micromonas commoda, 522 nucleotides long. RefSeq lists its product with no specific name. The transcript has a single exon. The coding region runs from base 1 to 522 and encodes 173 amino acids. NCBI's taxonomy places the organism in Eukaryota, Viridiplantae, Chlorophyta, Mamiellophyceae, Mamiellales, Mamiellaceae. The record is from RefSeq and is a predicted model, not a curated record.